Molecule: messenger RNA, 390 nt
Organism: Aureobasidium musti
Lineage: Eukaryota; Fungi; Ascomycota; Dothideomycetes; Dothideales; Saccotheciaceae
Source: the annotation of a GenBank genome assembly
AUGCCACUAUUCCGCCGCGACAUGUCUAUUAACACAAAGACUCGCCGGAAAGCGUAUAUCGCUCUUGGAAGCAAUGUAGGCGACAGGCUUGAAAUGAUCGAGAAAGCAUGUCUGGCCCUGGAUCAGGAUCCGGAUAUCAAUGUCACACGGACAAGUUCGCUUUAUGAGACCGAACCCAUGUACGUCCAGGAUCAGGCCAGAUUCCUCAAUGGCGCUUGCGAGGCCAUCGAGAACGAACUAGGGCGUGUCAAACUCAUCGAUAAAGGACCGCGAAGCAUUGAUCUGGAUAUCUUGCUGUACGAAAAUCAAGUCAUCGAUACAGAACGCUUGAAAGUACCGCAUAUCCUCAUGCUCGAAAGAGAAUUUGUGCUUCGGCCGCUCUGCGAGUAA